GUAGCGUGAUCAAACAAUCCUGACCACUCCAUCACCAUGAACUGGCUAAAAUCUACCUUAGCCACUGUCGCUGGUACCCAAGAGCCCAUCUAUGGCCCCGCUGCGAUCCAGUCUGUCGCAGAACAAACAAAGACAGCUCCCUAUUCGGAGCUGAAAAAGGAUGACAUGAAAUGGAAAGCUAUGCAGUCCACUUGUGUGGAGACUCAAACGUUCUAUAUUACGUCCGACCAAGGUGAUCAGGCAAUGGUCCAAGUGAUCUACAGCAAUGUCGCCGGUCUUCAUACGACAUGCCAUCUCAACACCAAGAUUUACUCCACAGACCCCCAGAUCCCGCACAAGUGGUACUCCGAUACCAUCCACAAUCACAUCUUUGACGAGGAUAUGCUGUCAUUCGGCGGCGACAAUGUUGCAAUAACCCUCAGUGAGGACGGUACUUCUUACACCAUCAAGUCCGCCCUCAAUGAGAAUAGCCUUGUCAAUCUCACCAUGACCCGUGUGGCCCCAGGCUUUGUCGCCGGGACCAAUGGUACAUCGAAUUUUGGUACCGACCCCGAACGACCCUGGGGUAGCAUGCGUCACUCUUUCUGGCCUCGAUGCAAAGUCGAAGGGACCAUUAUAACCCCGGAGCGGGAAAUAAACUGUAGUGGAAGGGGAUUUUUCGUGCAUGCAUUGCAGGGAAUGAAACCCCAUCAUCUCGCUGCGAGAUGGAACUUUGCCAACUUCCAAAGCCCCACAUAUUCUGCCAUCAUCAUGGAGUAUACCACUCCCCCAUCCUAUGGAUCGACCGUCGUCAAUGUUGGCGGCAUCGCGAAAGACGGGGAAAUCAUAUAUGCAGGGACUUCGAAUACGGCAUCGCAUGGGGAGAUCGUCAAGGACUCGGAAAAUGACUGGCCAGAGCCAAAGACUAUCAAAUUUACAUGGUCUGGCCAAAACAAGGACGACAAGGAAGUUAGUGCCGUCCUUGAAGGCCCCCUUGGACAGAGGCUUGAUAGAGUCGAUGUCAUGGCAGAAGUCCCUGGUUUCAUUAAGUCAAUUGUUGGCAGUGUUGCAGGGACAAGACCCUAUAUCUACCAGUAUUCUCCUCAGGAGAAGCUGAGUCUGAAACUCCGUGUUGGAGAUGCGGAGAUCACCGAAGAAGGGACUCUUUAUUCCGAAGCAACCUUUAUAUCUUAGAAGACUUAGAGACCGGCUUGGCUCUAUCCUUUUGGCUGGUUGGAUUGGCGUUAGAGUUGUCUUUUGGCAUGUCUGAACGAGACAAUCCGUUCGCUUUUUAUCAUUAUUAGAACAAUUUUAAUCCUAGUGAAA
Coccidioides posadasii C735 delta SOWgp is the source of this 1305-nucleotide messenger RNA. It is a transcript of the gene SVF1, whose product is annotated as Putative cell survival pathways protein. Gene Ontology annotation, cellular component: cytoplasm. The record is from RefSeq and is a predicted model, not a curated record. NCBI's taxonomy places the organism in Eukaryota, Fungi, Ascomycota, Eurotiomycetes, Onygenales, Onygenaceae. Gene Ontology annotation, biological process: response to oxidative stress.